AAGCAUAAUGUAUAUUGCCGGUACAUCCCAGAUGUCAACCUUUAUAUGGCUGCUCGUGAUAAUUGCAGUGGCUGGCAGUGUGGACUGGCCAAGCAGACAGGCUGAAGGCGAUCCAUGCACCUGGGCUUUAAAUUAUCCCAAGAGCCAUUGUAGGCUAGCCCAAAACUGUCAAACACUGCCCGUGUACAUCAAUGAAAAUCUUUUAAAGUUAGCUGAUAUACCCAGCUGCGGUUUCAUCGACGCUAGCCACUCGGAGAUGUUCUGCUGUCCCGAUGCGAUGCCUGGCCCAAUGGUUUCAAGCCUUACAUUGGCAGGGCCCACAGUCCAAAAUAGCUUUAAUCAUCUGGCUUCCCUCGGCUAUUAUAAGGCGGAUACCCUAGACGAAAUUGUGUACCGCUGCACGGCGAUUAUCCUGUCGCCAACCCAAUUGCUGGCGACAAGCAAAUGCGUUGGCAACAAAAUAUUUGAGAAGCCCAACAGAGUCCUAGUGGGUGUAACAGACCCAAGAAAAUUCUUUGAUCCGGAGCUAGAGUUCGAACUUACGACAAAAGUACAGUAUAAGAACGAUCUGGCGCUGUUCUCGCUGGCCAGCUCGAUUGAUGUGAACAAAACAGAACUGGCAAAUCUGAGCUUGGCUUCGCUUUGUAAUGAGACCGAGCUGGAGGGAGAUCCAAAGCUAUAUGCCGUAGGAUUUGCUCAGGAUAAUGGCUCCAACUGCGGCCUGUUCAAGACGCGCCUUGAGAGAUUCAACGACUGCACCAAAGUGGAUCUCAAGCGUCAGGUGUCAGGCAUCGAUAAAUCCAGGAACCUGUGCUUGGUACCCCAGCCAAAUGCUUCCCUUCCCGGCGUGCGCGAUGACUGCACCAAAUGCCUGACGGCCAGCACCAGUGUGCUCCAUGUGGAGCGAGCGGACGGCAGUUUCUGUGUGGCGGCCAUUGCCACGCCCACCACCAACGAUUGCAUUGUAAACAGCGGUCCGAUUUAUUACACCAGCAUCGUGGGCAAAGAUGUCGGCAAUUUUCGCAUCACAGCUAAUAAUGGCAACUGCGGAAAUUUAUGUCCUUCGUCAGGAGAAGGAAUAUCAAUACAAACUAAAGUUUUUUCAUUUCAAGAUUUUAUACGAUAAUACCAGAUUCAACAAUUCUUAUAUGAAUAACUUUAUUUAUUUUAUAUUGUACGCAAAUUUAAAGUCCAAUUUAAGUAGAGAAAUAACGUUAAAAAUUUAUUAUGACAAAUGCUACUUAAAUAUAUAUUCUUGAUCAGC
Molecule: messenger RNA, 1264 nt
Organism: Drosophila novamexicana
Lineage: Eukaryota; Metazoa; Arthropoda; Insecta; Diptera; Drosophilidae
Exons: 5
Coding region: 8-1126 (372 amino acids)
Source: RefSeq, a predicted model, not a curated record